AGAAUAUGCAAAAGUUCUCAGCUGAUUUGUAAACUAUAAAUAAGAACUAUUAUUUAUUUUUUACUUCGUGUUUUUUUUUUUUUUGUAUCACUGUUCCUGGCAAUUUGAAUGAUACAAGUCUUACCAGAUUUCUUAUUUGAAGCAAGUGAUUUUGAGUGUGGCUGUCAACUUGUAUGUUUAAUUACAGGAUUUGCAAACACUCUUGUCUAGCAGUCACUGAGUUAUAAAUUUGUACUUACACUUUUCACCUAUUAUAUAACUACUCAAACAUUUUUCAUUGGAGUAGUUUGUGAUAUGCUGAGGAGCUAAAUUGGCAUCGUACUACAGCUGCACCAUUCUUAUUUUGGACAACAUGCUGAAAAUCAACGUUUGCAUUUUGGUGAUAGUCUUGAGUAUGCUAGUUACCCAUAUAACCAUGGCCACAUAUCUUUUGGUAAAGGGCGAAUAUGAAGAAAAGAGGUCAUUUAUUAUGGAUAGAUAUCCAAAUUUGUUCUACACAGAAGAGCAAUUAAAUAAUAUUUUUGAGAAGGAAUGGAUCCAGAAUCAAUAUCAUUAUCCUGUUUUUAAAAGAGGACGAAGAAGUUUGCAGUUAGAUGAGGAAUUUUGUUGCCCAAUAUGUGUGCAAAUAAGUUAUUUCUGAUUUUCGUGAUAAUGGAUAUAUGUGUGUAUGCAAAAUUAAAUGAGUUUAAGCGUGCUCCAGACAUUUCGUACCGUCCAAAAAAGCCAAAACAUCAAGUAAUAAAUGAGAUUAAAAAAAGUAUCAUGUUGGAAAACCUUGUAAAAACAAAAUACCCAGGUAUAUUUCAUACUAAGAAAGAAAUUGAAAACAAGUUAUCAAGAGAUAUGCCACAGCCGCCUUCAUCCCGCCCUGAAUAUGAGAAAAAAUCUUGCUGUCAAGUGACACCUUCUUUCCAAAUGCUAGAUGCCCUGCAAAAUUUAGAUGGAUUAGAAAGACCUAUAAUUCAUUUUGAGGAUGCGUACCAAGUUAUUCCUUGGGUUACAUGUUCAGGCACGGGUUUUUGUACUGAAUGCGAAUCAAGGAACAGAACAAUUUCAUUGCUGGCCUGGAAAAAUUCAACCAGUUUGAUACCAACUUUUGACUUAUUCUCUGUUCCUCUUUAUUGCACAUGUAUUCCUGGCUAGACUGUGUUAAAGCAAUUCAAACAUUUCAAGCAUUAUCAUUUAAAUACUUUACAUCUUUCUUUAAAGCAGUACAUUAUAUACAUUUCAUUAUAUGGAUUGCAUUGUACUCAUUCAUUGGAAUAAACUAUACUUCUGA
Molecule: messenger RNA, 1279 nt
Organism: Octopus bimaculoides (California two-spot octopus)
Lineage: Eukaryota; Metazoa; Mollusca; Cephalopoda; Octopoda; Octopodidae
Source: RefSeq, a predicted model, not a curated record